CCUCAGAGAGAAAUUUUAACUUACGCCCUGCUCGACACACAGAGUGAUUCAACUUUCAUCUUAGAGGAUCUAGUGGACGAACUGAAUGUAGACACUCAAGCAGUGCAGCUAAGACUUAGCACAAUGACAGCUGCCGACACAGUCAUCACAAGUAAAAUUGCUUGCGGUCUGCAAAUUCGGGGAUUCAACACAGGAACGUCCAUCCAACUACAGCAAGCCUACACGCGAAACUUCAUUCCUGUUGAUAAGUCUCACAUUCCUACAACAAAGACAGCUCUGCAGUGGCCUUACCUCAAACACUUAGCAAAUCAGCUGCCCCCACUUCAAGACUGUGAGGUAGGGUUGCUUAUUGGUUAUAACUGCCCAUCAGCUCUGGCACCUUUAGAGGUCAUUACAGGUAAUGAAAAUGAACCUUUUGCACAAAGAACUGUACUAGGCUGGAGCAUUAUAGGUUUAACCAAUCCCCACCUAGACAGGAAAGGGCACCAGAGCCUAGUGCACAGAAUUUCAGUGAAGGAAGUUCCACUGCCAUCUGCAACUGAUGUUUUAAAGGUCCUGGAAUCUGACUUUAGUGAAAGGAGCUAUGAGGACAAAUACGUGUCGCAAGAUGAUGUUCGAUUUGUACAACUCCUCAGCAACAGCAUCCUACAAAGAGAAGAUGGACACUAUGAGAUGCCCCUCCCUUUCAAGGGUAGUAGUCCACCUUCGCUACCAAAUAACAAAAGGCUGGCGUUGGUUCGGUUGCAACACCUGAAGAAGAAGUUACAAGCAAACAAGCAGUAUUAUGAUCAUUACACGUCAUUCAUGGAGGAAACGAUAAGCAAAGGUGAUGCAGAGCUGGCCCCUUCAAUAUCAGAGGGAGAGACUCUGUGGUACAUUCCCCACCAUGGAGUGUACCACCCCAGGAAGCCAGACAAAGUAAGAGUUGUUUUUGACUGCUCAGCAAAGUUCCGUGGUAUCUCCCUAAAUGACUCACUGCUCACAGGCCCAGAUCUGAUCAACUCCUUAGUAGGAGUUCUUUGUCGUUUUAGGAAAGAAACAGUUGCUGUAGUAUGCGACAUUGAAAGGAUGUUUCACCAAUUCUACGUGGCGCCUGAACAUCGCAACUACUUGAGACUCCUGUGGUGGGAAGAUGGACAGCUGCAAUCAGAGCCAAAAGAGUACAGGAUGGCAGUCCACCUCUUCGGCGCGGCCUCCUCCCCUGGAUGUGCCAACUUUGGCCUUAAGUACCUGGCACGACAACACAAGGAUAACUUUCCUUCAGCCUCAGCCUUUAUUGAGAAGAACUUCUAUGUAGACGAUGGUCUGGUGAGCGUGCAAUCAAUUGAAGAAGCCAAGAAUCUAAUCAUUGAAGCACAGAAGUUAUGCAAAGGUGCAGGUCUGCGUUUGCACAAGUUCAACUCAAACCAGAGGGAUGUUCUGUCUUGUGUAUCCCCUUCAGAAAGGGCCACAACUACGGAACCUCUCAGCAUUAACCCAGAUAUGACACAGAAUGAACGUGUACUUGGCAUACAGUGGUCUAUAGAAGAUGACACAUUUGGCUUCAAUAUUGAUGUGAAGCAUUAUCCACCAACUCGGCGUACUAUCCUGUCAGUCGUGGCCUCUCUUUUUGACCCACUUGGGUUUUUGGCUCCCUUCAUAUUGGGUGGAAAGUGUAUCCUGCAGGAGCUAUGUCGCAGAGGCAACGGAUGGGAUGACCCACUUCCUCAGAACUUGCUGCCACGGUGGGAGGAGUGGAAAUGUGGUCUUCAGAGGUUAAAGGAAGUCACCAUACCCAGAUGUUAUCAUCCUCAAGACUUUGAUAACAUUAUUAGAGUGGAAUUGCAUCACUUCUCAGAUGCCAGCAACGUGGGAUAUGGUGCAUGCUCCUACCUCAGAUAUAAAAAUAACAACAACCAAGUCCAUUGUAACCUUGUGAUGGCUAAAGCAAGAGUUGCACCUACCAAGGUCCACAGUAUCCCAAGGCUGGAGCUCUCUGCUGCGGUCACUUCAGCAAAACUAAGUAUUGUGCUUAAGACUGAACUUGAAAUGAAAAUUGACAGAGAAUUUUUCUGGACUGACUCCCAAGUAGUGUUGGCAUACAUCAACAAUGAAGCACGAAGAUUUCAUGUGUUCGUAGCCAACCGUGUUCAAGUGAUAAGAGCCAACACAGACCCAAGUCAGUGGCAUUAUGUCGACACUACACAAAACCCAGCUGAUCACACCUCUAGAGGUCUUCAUGCAAAGGACAUCUCUUCAACUAACUGGCUUUCAGGGCCUAGGUUUUUGUGGGAAGAGGAGGUUCUCCCAGCGCCUAAUCCACCAACUGAGUUGCUUGUUGGCGAUCCAGAAGUUAAAUCAGUCCAAGCCUUUGCAACACAGGUCAGCGAGCAAAGAGAUGUUUUGAAUCGCCUGAGUCGGUUUUCCACUUGGACAAGGCUCAUUAAGGUGGUUGCCAGAAUCAAGAGACUAGGGUGCAAGCUGGAACACCAAAGCGAACUUGUGACUGUUGAAGAACGUAAGGAGGCUGCCAAGGUGGUGAUUAAGCUUGUUCAGCAGGACACUUUCUCCCAAGAGCUAAGGCUACUUCGUAAGGGAAAUAGUCUUCCGAGAUCAAGUCCUCUUGUUCGCCUUGACCCUAUUCUGGAUGAUGGACUUAUUCGUGUUGGAGGCAGACUGAAAGCGUCAUCCCUUGAUCUAGAGCUUAAACACCCUGUCGUUCUCCCAAAAGACAGCCAUGUCACAAGGCUGAUCCUGUCUCAUUACCACAACCAGAUUUGUCACCAGGGCCGUAAUCAAACCUUGAUGGAAAUCAGAGCAAAUGGAUUUUGGGUCAUUGGUGGGAGCAAAUCAAUUGCCAAAUACAUACACAAAUGUGUACAGUGCCGAAAGCUUCGACGUUCAACCGAGGAGCAACGUAUGUCAGAACUUCCCAAAGAACGUGUAGAAGUCUCAGCACCCUUCACAUACUGUGGUAUGGAUUGCUUUGGCCCAUUUAUCAUCAAGAAGGGCCGUAAAGAGUGCAAGAGGUAUGGUCUCAUCCUCACUUGCUUGUCUUCCCGAGCAGUCCAUAUAGAAAUGCUUGAAGACAUGACCACAGAUGCUCUCAUUAACGCUUUAAGGUGCUUCAUCAGUCUCAGAGGAGCGGUUUCUCAAUUACACUGUGACCAGGGCACAAACUUUGUGGGAGCCAAAAAUGAGUUCAAAGAAGCACUCCAACAAUGUGACUUCAAGACCCUAGAGGCAUUCCUAGCAGAUAAGCAGUGUGAGUUUGUAUUUAAUGCCCCUUCAGCUAGCCAUGCAGGUGGAAUCUGGGAACGACAAAUUCGAACCAUACGCAGUGUGUUAAACCUCACGGCUGCUCGAUGUUCAGGCAGACUGGACGACGCUUCCCUCAGAACGCUGUUCUAUGAGGCUAUGGCCAUUGUUAAUAGUCGCCCACUGGUUGUUAAUGGAAUCGAUGACCCCAGCUCUCCAGAGCCACUGACGCCAAACCACCUCAUUUUGAUGAAAUCCAAGGUUGCUUUACCACCUCCUGGAAAAUUUGUAAAAGAGGAUAUGUAUGCUGCAAAGAGAUGGCGCAGAGUACAAUAUUUGACUGAACAGUUCUGGAGUAGGUGGAAGAAAGAAUAUCUUUUGAAUGUGUCCACAAGGCAAAAAUGGCAUGUACCCAGGCGUAACCUAAAGGUGGAUGACAUAGUCAUUAUCAAGGAAGACACACUUCCAAGGAACCAAUGGCAGUUAGGACGAGUGGUUGAAACUACAGAAUCUGCUGAUGGUCUAGUUCGUCGAGUAAAGGUACGAGUAGGAGAUCGUAGGCCGACAAAGAAAUACGACCAUUCUCUCAAACCAUCGGUUAUUGAACGUCCUAUCCAAAAGUUAGUACUUCUCAUGGAAAAUUAAUAAUUGGCAAACAGUUCAUUCAGGCACUUACAUCAGACAUGUAACAUGUUAUCACAAAUUCUCUCCGUUGAAACUCACCACCUGUGGUCCUUCAUUGUAGACUAGAAAUCAUUUAUGAUUGUGUUGUUUUUCUUUACUUAUUUUAAGUAUCAUAACAUGAUUUGGUGGGAGUGUAAAUGACCACAAAGGUAAUGUCAGUUACUCGUUGUGGGCGUGGCUCAAUUGAAGCAGCCUCACCCCAGACCAUGUGCCGAGCAUGGAGAUUUACGGCACUCACUGCCUUCAGGUUUCUUCAAGUUUAAUCUCAGAUGCCGUGUGUGUGUCAGUCAAGCUAGCGAUGCUAAGAUCGAAGACUUCAACACGUUUUCUAAUUAUUGCACCCUUGGUAAGCGGAGCGAGUUUUCACGGUGCUUGAAGGAUGCUCAAGUGUUGCUGGACAAACUUCUGUGGAUGACACCAGCAAAUAAACUCACCGCACCCGUUAGAGACUCUCCUGUGAAUUUUUUUUGAUACCAAGGGCAGCUACACAGGGACAGCAGUGGUGUGCAGAAUGUAGUCAGCAGCUCAAUGCGACUCAAUAAAGAUGGAAUCAACGGCUUUUGUCUAAGAAAUCAUUUUAAUGAGGUUGGCUCAUGGUAAAAUGAAAAUCAGAAAGACAAUGCUGUUUGUAUUGUGUCCCUUUGUGUUUAAGAAAUCACCUCUGGAAAACAGAAAUUAAUCUUGUCUUUUGGAAGAAUAUUUAUUCCAUAUACAGUGUUGUCAUGUCAAAGUAAUGUAGCUUUAUUGUCUUACAUGCUUUGUGUAGAUUCUCCUAAUGGUUCCC
Messenger RNA from Betta splendens (Siamese fighting fish), 4705 nucleotides. RefSeq lists its product as uncharacterized. Lineage: Eukaryota; Metazoa; Chordata; Actinopteri; Anabantiformes; Osphronemidae. Bases 124 to 3882 code for a protein of 1252 amino acids. Gene Ontology annotation, biological process: DNA integration. The record is from RefSeq and is a predicted model, not a curated record. The transcript is spliced from 2 exons. Gene Ontology annotation, molecular function: nucleic acid binding.